Messenger RNA from Bombina bombina (fire-bellied toad), 2720 nucleotides. RefSeq names its product armadillo repeat containing 8 (gene ARMC8). The record is from RefSeq and is a predicted model, not a curated record. Gene Ontology annotation, cellular component: GID complex. Gene Ontology annotation, biological process: proteasome-mediated ubiquitin-dependent protein catabolic process. NCBI's taxonomy places the organism in Eukaryota, Metazoa, Chordata, Amphibia, Anura, Bombinatoridae. Gene Ontology annotation, molecular function: protein binding.
CCUGUGUACCCAGUUAAUAUUACUCCUCAUUCACAGCACUUAGCUGCCUUUACUUCCUGCCCACUAACCACCCACGACAGCAAAUAUGCUGAUUUGUAUUUAUGUAUCUGGCGCUGUGGAAAGUGCGUCUGAGGGCGGGAUGACCAAGAUGGCGUGCGUACUGGAGCCUCCGCUCCGGAUGAGCGUGCUGUCCGAGGUCACUGCAAGCAGUCGCCAUUAUGUGGACCGUCUCUUUGAUCCAGAUCCUCAGAAAGUGCUCCAAGGAGUUGUAGAUAUGAAAAAUGCAGUGAUUGGAAACAAUAAACAGAAAGCCAAUCUCAUUGUUCUGGGUGCAGUGCCAAGGCUGUUGUAUUUACUUCAGCAAGAGACCUCGAGUUCUGAUCUAAGAACUGAAUGUGCUGUGGUUCUGGGUAGCUUGUCCAUGGGCACAGAAAACAAUGUGAAAUCACUGCUAGACUGCCACAUCAUCCCAGCCUUGUUGCAAGGGUUGCUUUCAGCAGACCUUCGAUUUAUUGAAGCAUGCUUGCGAUGUCUACGUACAAUCUUUACAAGUCCAGUUACUCCAGUGGAACUUUUAUAUACCGAUGCUACAGUUAUUCCGCACCUGAUGUUGUUGCUUGGCAGAUCUCUGUAUGCUCAGGAAUAUAUCUGUCAGAUAUUCGCACACUGUUGCAAGUACUGGUUGAUGGAGAGUUGUUGCCACAGAUCUUUGUAAGGAUGUUACAGAGAGACAAACCCAUUGAAAUGCAGUUGACGGCUGCAAAAUGCUUAACGUACAUGUGCCGAGCGGGGUCUAUUAGAACGGAUGACAACUGUAUUGUGCUAAAAACUCUUCCAUGUUUGGUUCGAAUGUGCAACAAAGAGCGACUUUUAGAGGAAAGAGUGGAAGGUGCAGAAACUCUGGCAUAUUUGAUUGAACCUGAUGUAGAGUUGCAGAGAAUUGCUAGCAUUACAGACCACCUUAUUUCUAUGCUGGCCGAUUACUUCAAAUACCCAAACUCUGUCAGCGCAAUUACAGACAUCAAAAGGCUUGACCAUGAUUUAAAACAUGCCCAUGAACUUCGCCAGGCUGCCUUUAAGCUAUAUGCCUCCCUUGGAGCCAAUGAUGAAGACAUCCGGAAGAAGAUCAUUGAGGCUGAGCAUAUGAUGGACCGGAUUGUGAAUGGCUUAUCUGAGACUAGUGUCAAGGUGCGAUUAGCUGCAGUCAGAUGUUUACACAGUUUGUCCAGAUCUGUGCAGCAGCUUCGGACGAGCUUUCAAGAUCAUGCAGUUUGGAAACCUUUAAUGAAGGUGUUGCAGAAUGCCCCCGAUGAUGUCUUAGUGGUUGCUUCUUCAACUUUAUGUAAUCUACUCCUGGAGUUCUGUCCUAGUAAAGAGCCUAUUCUGGAGUCUGGAGCGGUGGACUUGCUUUGUAGUUUGACUCUUAGUGAAAAUCCUGCUCUCCGGGUGAAUGGGAUUUGGGCCCUAAUGAACAUGGCGUUUCAAGCAGACCAGAAGAUAAAGUCUGACAUCCUAAGGGGAUUGAGCACAGAGCAGCUGUUCCGACUGUUGUCUGAUCCUGAUGUCAACGUACUGAUGAAAACGCUGGGUCUACUACGAAAUUUGCUCUCAACUCGCCCUCACAUAGACCAGAUAAUGAGCACCCAUGGGAAGCAGAUAAUGCAGGCUGUGACUUUUAUCCUUGAAGGGGAGCAUAACAUUGAAGUUAAAGAGCAGACAUUGUGUAUUCUCGCCAACAUAGCAGAUGGCACAACAGCUAAAGACCUCAUCAUGACAAAUGACGACAUCCUACAGAAAAUUAAGUAUUACGUGGGUCAUUCCAAUCUAAAACUUCAGCUUGCUGCCAUGUUUUGCAUAGCAAACCUCACUUGGAAUGAAGAGGAAGGUUCGCAAGAACGUCAGGAUAAGCUACGUGAAAUUGGGAUUGUUGAUAUCCUCCACAAACUGAGUCAGUCAACAGAUCCAAACCUAUGUGACAAGGCAAAAACAGCACUACAGCAAUACUUUGCAUGAUCUUGGGAAAGACCUUACAGCCCCUUUCCCUCACCACACAUACUGUAUCUUUCUCCCUCACCUCCCUGAUGGCUAUGGAUGAACGAGAAGCAAGUCUUUUUUAUUAGUAAGUGCACAGAGUCACCUUGAAUUUUUUUUUUUUUUUUGCUCCAUGCAGCAUCUAGUGCAGAAUUAACGCUGCUGUAGGAGAAAGGACUACUUUUUUUAACCCCUUCCGGCCCUAAAGGGGUUUUACUAGUAUUAUUUUUCUUUUUAUAUUUUGGGACUUUUCUGAGCUACUAUGGAUUUUUUAUCCUAUUGCUGCAACUUAUUUGUGUGCGUGGCUAAAUACCUCAACUCCUUCUUCGUUAUACACACGCCUCCAAGACUUCUGCACAAGCGUGUGGAUUCCCUUAUUCUUUUUGUUUUUCCCAGGGCGAAGAAUUUGCUGUGUAGAACAUUUACGUUUUAUACAGUUUGUAUAAUGUUAUUUAAUAAAAAUGUAUAAAUAUAAAUAUAUAUAUAUAAAUAUACAUGCACAAAAUGUGCAAGAAAUAAGUGCCCCUAAAGUUUAUGUUAAAUUUUCGAGUAUACAGAUAUUUGUAAGUAAAACAUAUGCACUUCUGAAGUGAGUCUUUUGUAUAUACUUUGGGUUUUCUACAGAUAUAUUGGUGAUUGUUUUGCCUAUUACAACAAAGCUGAAUUAAUUAAAUUUCCUUUUUUCCUUA